Messenger RNA from Tetranychus urticae (two-spotted spider mite), 2860 nucleotides. The record is from RefSeq and is a predicted model, not a curated record. Lineage: Eukaryota; Metazoa; Arthropoda; Arachnida; Trombidiformes; Tetranychidae.
CUGUAAACUUUAUCAUCUAUCUUCUCAAAGAGCUGGUAAGCAUCGGGUGAGCAUUGGAGCAAAUUUAUUGACAUUGAACUAGGAUAAUCCAUGACUCUAAAUCAGUUAAAUAGAUAAUAAAAAGAAAUAGCAAUAAGCUAGAAAUCAAUCCAAACCCAGCCAAUAAGAGACCAGCACAAACAAAAACAAACCAAGGUAAUUGUUGCCAUAGAAACACACAUGAUUUUGGCGAAUUAAAUUUAAAAUUUAAAAUCUGAGUGACUCAUUGUCAGUGAGAGAGAUCACAAGAUUCUGAUGAACACAAGUAGAUCCUGAAUCCAGCUUCUCAUUUAAUUCAUCUCUCGGCUGCAGCCAAAAGAUAUUCAAUUCAAGUGACUCAUAGUCGCUUUUAAACUGACUAACCCAAGUUAACGCCCUGUUUUUCAUGUUUAUUAUAUUUCUGGUUUCGAUGUCAUCUCUUGCAACUCUUGUGACAAUUGAAUUUUUUUUGUUGAAACUUCAAUUUAAGAUAAUGAAGGGAAGCUGGAGGUCUCACUAUAAUAAUUGAUUGACUUUAAUUCAAGAAAUUGAAGGAAGUUGAAGAUAACCAUAAAUAUGAAGCUAAGUUUAGGUAACCAGCGAGGAAUUGACUUACUCUGUUAGCUAGUCAAAAAAUUAUAUGAACUGGUUUCUUUUUUUGAGAUUUUUCGUGAAUAUCUCGAAUUAUUUGCAGUUUAAUUUACAGGCAAAGAUCUUGAUAUGUUGACACUAAUGAGAAUACGCGAAGGCUGGAAAUUGUUAAAGUGUUUACGCGUUAGUUUACUCGUAUGCAGACUCGAGUAUCGAGCUAGUACCCGUAUACAUACCUGAUGCCUUAUAUGUUUGUUGUUAACCUCUGAAAAGUGAGCAGCCAUCAGAAAUAAACCAUAUUCACCAAAUUGCAAUUAAAGUUCAACUCAAUUAACGCAAUACUAUGAUUUUGAAGUUUUAAUUUUUCUGUUGAAACGAGUUUAAUGUAUUUUAAUUUCCAUGAAUGUUAACAAUUGAAGAUUGACUGGUUAAUGAAAACUGAGAGUUUAGUUGUUGGAAUACAAAAAGAGAAUGAUUCUGAUUGGUUAAAAGUGGUUCAUUUGGACUCGCCCUUGUCUUCCUUAUCCAGUUGCAGUUGGAGUUAUAGUUGGAGUUUGAGUUUGAGUCUGAGUUGAAGUGCUAUGAAUAAACGUGAAUUGUAUCAUAAUGAUGACGAAGAUGAAGAUGAAGAAGAUGAAGAAGAUGAUGAUGAUGAUGACGAUGGUUAUGUAAGGGAGAGUUGAUAUGAGUGAGAAGAAAGAGUGAGAAGUAUAUUUUGGAAUAAAAUUGAUGAUGAAAAUCCUAUAAAGAUUAUAAUGGACAGUUGAGUUGAUGUAAGAAGCCGAGUUUAAUUCAAGUUUGUUUUGUGUGUUUGGUGAUCAGUGAAUUGUGAUCAGUUGCAAGUGAUCAGUUAAAAGUGAUCAGUUAUUAAUAAUCAAGUGAAUAGGAAACAUUGAAAUUAAAUUAUGAACACAAAUUUUGAUCAUUGUUUCUAUCAAACUGGACCUCAUCAUCAACCAGGACAUGAUCAACAUGCAAUGACUUAUAAAUUUUCUGGAAUAUCAUUAACACCAAGUGCAUAUAAGAAUCAGCACAAUAGUUCAGGUUCAGUGUCAUCUUCACUUGCAUCUGCAUUAACUCCAUCAUUAUCUUCAUCAUCAGCAUUAAGUGAUCAACAACAACAACAACAACAACAACAAGCCCAAACACAAGCUCAAGUUCAUCAUUCACAGACAGCACAAGCACAGCAACAAUCUCAAUCGCAACACAACAACAACAACAACACUAAUCAUCAUCCUCAUCAUCAUCAUCACCACACUAAUCAUCCUAGUAAUAGUUAUGGGAUUGAUAGUUCAGGUAAUCCAACAACAGGAUCAAGUGGAUGUAGUAAACUUUAUGAUCAUUCAUCUCCCGUCUCAGUAGGUCAAAACUCUGUGAAUGUUUCAAAUGCUGUAGGAUCUGCAAGUUCAUCAUCAGUCACAGGUUCAGGUUCAGGGAUUGCAGGUGCUGGGACAGUCAAUAGUGGUUCAAGUGUAGUAAGUGGUUCUAGUGUCCCAAUGAAUGUUUCAGUCCCAGGAGAUUCAAUGAGGUUUGAUGCGGCUGCUUAUUCAAGAUCAGUUUCAGAUGUUUGUGCAGCUUAUUGUCAAUCAUCACAAGCCGUUAUAAGCGCUCCACCAAACUUUUAUCCUUGGAUGACACCAAUAAGUGUCGGUAUGACAUGUUUCCCUGGGGGCAAUGGACUGCGUCGUAGAGGUCGUCAGACCUAUACGCGCUAUCAGACUCUUGAGCUAGAAAAAGAGUUUCACACAAGUCAAUAUUUGACUCGUCGACGUCGCAUUGAACUGGCUCACGCUCUUUGCCUAAGUGAACGUCAGAUUAAAAUUUGGUUCCAAAAUCGUCGGAUGAAACAGAAGAAGGAAAUUCAGGCAAUCAAAGAGCUCAAUGCACAAAGUAAAUCUUCUCAGUCUACAUCAUCAUCAUCAUCAUCCAACAAUCAAUCAAGCAACACCAACUCAUCGCGCAACCAUCGAAGUGGUUCAGGUAUAACUGAACACUCAAAUGGCCUGAAACACGAAUAACAUGAAACGUAUGGAAAGACCAAAAGACCAUAUACAAAGACCAUCGACAGGUGAAAAUACUCGAAAUACUUUAUCAUCCUUUGCCAAAACUGGAGGAAAAAAUAGCGACACAAGAAUCCAAGUCAUCAUUCAAUUUUCAUCAUCAAUGGACACAAAUCAUCAUCCAUCGCCAUUCAUCACCAUCAUCACCAUUGGAUCAAGGAAAAUCAAGGCCAACACUGACACACAAAUUA